Molecule: messenger RNA, 1847 nt
Organism: Prorocentrum cordatum
Lineage: Eukaryota; Dinophyceae; Prorocentrales; Prorocentraceae
Source: the annotation of a GenBank genome assembly
GCGGAGGGCGCGUCUACUCUGCGGUCGGCGACAUGCCCGACAUGUUCUACCGGCUGGAGACGCCGUCGCAAUGCUGGCCCUACUUCUGCUUGGACGAGGUUGGCGUGGGCGAGCUCGCGCAGUGCAUGUCGGCCCUGAAUGCGCUCGACAUGGGGUGGUCGUGGGCGCCGUUCCUGGCGCGCUCCGCCCUGCAGGCGUGCAUGGAGAAGGCCCUUGGCGAGGGUUCGGUUCGAUCUCGCCUGGUGCACGGGCCCCCGGCGCCUCAGCUCCAUGGCGACGCUGGGGGCUGCGAGGCGCUCAAUUGGGUCUGCAUGGGCGACUGCGGCGUGAUGGCGAGCAGCGCGAGCGCGAAGGGCGGCGAGACGCUGGUCUCAAGCAUGGCGGCGAAGGUCAAGUCGCACCUGGAGCCCGUUGGCCUCGCGGUCCACAAGGAGGAGGAGGAGGGCGAGGGACUCGAGUCCUUGGGAGCUGUCCUGCUGGGCCGCCCAUAUGUGAUCGGCCCGGGCCCGCUGAAGACGCGCCACCAGGCCCUCGUGGCCCCGGCCCUGGUGGAGAGACCCCACUACUGGGCAGCGACCAUGCGGGAGCGCCCCGUCGGACUCUGGCUUCGGGCGGCGGUGUUCCAGCGAACGAGCCUCGCCAUCUUCGACCAGGUCUACCACGAGCUGCGGCGCCACUCGAGCCCGACGGCUGCCUUCCGCCUGUCCGCGGAGGCGCGGGCCGAACUCGUCGCCGCUGCCCGCUGCGCCCCGCUCAUGGUCACCUACCAGGAGUCGCCUUGGACCCGCCAGGCCUUCAUGAAGGACUCCAGCAACGUGCGCUACGGCGUCGCCGUCACCAACGCAACGGUGAAUUCAGGCACUGCGAGCUGCGAGGCUGGACCAUCGCCACCCAGGGGCCUCUACACCAAUACCGAGGAGGACGCCCGGCAAAAAGGCUGCGGCGGCUACGCCCACGACGCCGAGUUGGCGCCGCCCGCGGCCCCAAUCGCGCGUGGCCCGAGCGAGCGCGCGUUCCGCUUCCUGUACCUCUUCGCGGGCGUUCGGCGGCCGGGAGAUCCCGAGGAGUACCUGCGGCGGCGCGCGGAGAGCGCUGGCGCCCUCGUCGAGGUCUGGUCUCUGGAUGCGGUCAGCGACCCGAAGCACGACCUCACCGACCCCGACCUUCUGAACGUCAUCGUGAGGCUCGUCGACAAGGGCUACUUCCACGGCGUGCUGGCGUCGCCCCCGCGCUCGACGCGGAGCCGCGCCCGCUUUCGGGGUCGCGGGCCCCGCCCUCUGCGCACGCGUGCAGAGCCGUGGGGGCGCACCGACAGCAGGCUGACCGCGUGGGGGCAGCAGCGCCUCGAGCUGGGCGCCAAGUCGAUCAUGACGGCGCCGACGGUGAUCCGCGCAGUCUGCGCGGCUGGGGGGAUCGGCAUGUCGGAGCAUCCGCCGACGCUGGGGGGCCUCGCCAAGGACUUUGGAGGGUGGGUGAACUACCUGGACAAGUGCCGCCACGGCGCCCCCUCCAUGAAGCCGGCCAUGGUCGGCAUCUCCGGCGCGUUCGACAAGGGCGACGGGGGCGCCGCCGCUCGGCUCUGCCUCGCCUGCAACCACGAGGGGCGCCACCGGCUUACGCUCGAAGGGCGCGAGGAGCCAGGUGGUCCGACCUUCCGCACCGCUGCUGCGCAGACCUACCAGCCCGAGUUCUGCAAUGUCCUCAGCGAGGUCAUCAUCGAGGCAUUCGCGCGCAUGAGGGCGGGGGGGCUCGGGCCCGACGCCAAUGGUUCGCUGCGGCGGGGGCCCCUCUACUUCGGUAAGUGGCGCGAGGCCGAGCACGCCAAUGCCAACGAGACGCGCGCCAUC